Messenger RNA from Clavispora lusitaniae ATCC 42720, 1164 nucleotides. It is a transcript of the gene JLP1, whose product is annotated as sulfonate dioxygenase. The record is from RefSeq and is a predicted model, not a curated record. NCBI's taxonomy places the organism in Eukaryota, Fungi, Ascomycota, Pichiomycetes, Serinales, Metschnikowiaceae. Gene Ontology annotation, biological process: sulfur compound catabolic process. Gene Ontology annotation, molecular function: sulfonate dioxygenase activity. Gene Ontology annotation, cellular component: cytoplasm.
AUGGUUCAGACUCGCCAAUCGGGAAACUUUGACACCCACUUCAACAAGGAGACAGACGAAAUUACUGCUGAUGGAAUCCUCACCAUUAGAAAGGCAGAAAGAGACGUUGCUGCUUUCCCGGACUUUUUGCCUACUUGGAACCCAAACCAAAAGUACCCACCAUUGAAGUUCUUCAAGCAUGAAGAUCCUGGUCACAGGGCUGACCCAUCUUUCCCCAAUCUUUUUCCCGCUGAUGGAGACUUCAAGACUAAAAAAGUGACUCCAAAGUUGGGUACUGAAGUCACCGGUGUGCAAUUGUCUCAAUUGGACUCCAAGGGUAAAGACGAGUUGGCAUUAUUGGUUGCCCAGAGAGGCGUGGUGAUUUUCCGUGACCAGGAUUUUGCUACUCACGGUCCAGGCUUUGCAGUGGAGUACGGCAAGCACUUUGGAAGAUUGCAUAUCCACCCUACCUCUGGUGCACCCAAGGACCACCCAGAGUUGCACAUUACCUACAGAAGAGCAAAUCCUGCGGAAUUCGAGAGAGUGUUUUCCGAAAGAACACAUGCUGUUGGAUGGCACUCCGAUGUCUCUUACGAGCUCCAGCCUCCUGGAAUCACAUUCUUUUCUGUUUUGGACGGUCCUGAAGCUGGUGGAGACACCAUUUUCGCAGACACCGUUGAGGCUUACAAAAGAUUAUCACCUGAAUUUCAAAAAAGAUUGGAAGGCUUGCACGUUUUGCACACUUCUGGUGACCAAGCAGCAAAUGCUAGAAGACAAGGAGGUGUGGAGAGAAGAAAGCCUGUUUCUCACAUCCACCCAUUGAUCAGAACACACCCGGUUACCAAGGAAAAGAUUAUCUAUUUGAACAGACCUUUUUCGAGAAGAAUCGUCGAGUUGAAGGAACAGGAGUCCGACUACUUGAUGAACUUCUUGUACACGCACAUUGAGUCUGGCCACGAUUUCCAAUUGAGAGCAAAAUGGGAGCCACGGUCAGUUGUUGUCUGGGACAACAGAAGAGUCGUGCAUUCUGCUAUUAUCGAUUGGGACGAGCCUGUUUCAAGACAUGCCUUCAGAAUCACUCCUCAAGCUGAAAGACCCGUCGAGGACUUGAAGGACUUGAACAAGGAAGAAGAAGACCUUGGUGAAGUGAAGGAAGCACUUGCAAAGUUAACCUAUGCUGAUUGA